Molecule: messenger RNA, 1756 nt
Organism: Bursaphelenchus okinawaensis
Lineage: Eukaryota; Metazoa; Nematoda; Chromadorea; Rhabditida; Aphelenchoididae
Source: the annotation of a GenBank genome assembly
AUGGCUGAUCAACUUACCGAGGAACAAAUCGCUGGUGAGUUGUGUUAUCUCUGCUUGUUUCCAUCUGGUUUUCUUGUUUAUAUUAGGUAUUAUUCUUGUUUUUGGAUAUUAUCCUUGUUUUCUUUAAAGUUUUGAAUGGAAAAGGUAUUAGUUUUAGAGCCAGUUAUCAAGAAUUUUUUAUUUUUAUCUAGUGUUAGACCUUUUUUGACAAACAAAAAAUGAAAACUAAAACAAUAUCUGUUAUAAACGGCCUUAUUAUGUUUGGUAUCUAGGAUAAUAUUGUCUUAAAAGGAAAUAACGUCACUUACAAAGCGAAAUGAUGUUAUUUGUUAGACAUGGUUGUUUCAAAACAGCCAAUAUUAUUUUAGUUGUCAAGAAUAAUAUUUAUUACAAAGUAUUGUUUUAGGCAGUUUUUGUAACAAAAAGCUCUAAAACAACAAUUUUACGAUGUGAUUUUAGGUAUUAUCGGCUUUUGUAGGUUCUCCCUUGUUGUAGGUAUUCUGUACAAUUAAGUUUUCAAUCUCAUUUGUCUUAUUUAUGACCAGACGGAAUCCAGUUUCUUUUCAUGUUCUUUCAUGCAUUCCCAAUGAUCUGAAUUCUCAAUGAUUUGCAUUCCGUAUGAUCGUUUUCUUUCCAAAAGUUCUGGGACUGUUUCGUCAAGAAUAAUUUGAGGAAAGGGCUGGGAGUUCCUAGGACUCAUUUCUGCUAAAAAUAAUGUCUAAAUAGUCUAGACUGGGAGCAAAUAUCUCUAAAACUAGCAAGAAAAACUAUAUUUCUCAAAAACAAGCUAAACUAUGGUCUUUUCUUUACAUUAGUUCAUAAGAAAGACUAUAAUUCACUACUAUCAUCUAAAAUAUAUUGUUGUAGAGUUCAAAGAGGCGUUCUCACUGUUCGACAAGGACGGUGAUGGCACAAUCACUACCAAGGAGUUGGGCACGGUGAUGCGAUCUCUGGGCCAGAAUCCGACCGAAGCCGAGCUACAGGACAUGAUCAACGAGGUGGACGCGGAUGGAAACGGUACCAUCGACUUUCCCGAGUUCCUGACCAUGAUGGCCAGAAAAAUGAAGGACACGGACAGCGAGGAGGAGAUCCGCGAGGCCUUCCGAGUAAGUCGCUCCUCAUGAUUAAGAUGUUGUGUUUAGGUAUUCGACAAGGACGGCAACGGCUUCAUCUCCGCCGCCGAACUCCGCCACGUCAUGACCAACUUGGGCGAGAAACUGACCGACGAGGAGGUCGACGAAAUGAUUCGGGAAGCCGACAUCGAUGGUGAUGGACAAGUUAAUUAUGAAGGUAAGGGAUUAGGUUUUGAAAGAAUAUGUAUCAGAAGAUAGGAAGGUUGACUCAAACUUUAAUUAGAGUAUUGAGCUAGUUUAGGUAACAUAACUUUUGAGGUUUUUAGGUAACGCUUUACCAGCUUGGUUAAUUGUUAUUUUAAUAUUUUUUUGCUAAAACCAAUUGUGGAAAAAGUUGAUAUUUUAGGUAACAAUAGAAAAAUACGUAUUAUUUUUGGAAAACUGUUUGCAGCUUGCAGAUUAGAGAAAAAAAUGCGGGCGCAGUUAAUAAGUGUAAUCGAAAACUUACUUUUUUGACAUUUUUAAGCGAAGAUGACGAUCAAGUUUAUGCUUGUGUAGUACAAUAGAUGAUAUAAAACAAAAAACUUAAGUAAAGUUUAUAUUAUUUAUGUAAAAUAACUUUAUACGUUAACCUUCUAAUGAAUUUGUCUUCAGAAUUCGUUACCAUGAUGACAACCAAAUAA